This is a messenger RNA of Trifolium pratense (red clover), 867 nucleotides long. RefSeq lists its product as uncharacterized. The transcript has 3 exons. The coding region runs from base 165 to 662 and encodes 165 amino acids. NCBI's taxonomy places the organism in Eukaryota, Viridiplantae, Streptophyta, Magnoliopsida, Fabales, Fabaceae. The record is from RefSeq and is a predicted model, not a curated record.
UGCUUUCUGUGGGCUUUUUUCUGAAUAGGGCCGAAUGAAACCUUGAAAAACCCAACAAAUUAUUUUGAAUUUGUAAUUGUAGGCGUAGCGUAGUCAAUCGAAAACAACACCGCAUUAGUGACGGAAAGCGAAAGGUCUCGCAAACAGAGAAGAAGGGGAAAACAAUGGCAGAAGCAGAAGAGAAAGAGCAUAACAAAGAAGAUAUUUCAUAUCUUUCUUCACCAAUGGAAGAAACCCCAAUAAGGGCAGUGGUUUGUCUCAAAAGAAAAGAAGAUGUUAAGCGUUUCGAGGAAACUGAGGAAUGUUUCAUUUUAGAUUUUGACCCAUUUGAUGAUUCUAUUGACCUAUCAAAACUUUCAUUGGAAAACAAGAAUAACAAUGAUGAUGAUGAUGAUGGUGAUAGCCCUGAUAUUUCCAUUGUUGCUGAAAAGGGUCAGGUAGCUUGUAGAGAUUAUCCACAUGCAAGACAUCUAUGUGGUAAAUUUCCCUUCACAACUACACCUCAUGAAAGUUUCUGUGAAAAGUGUUACUGCUAUGUAUGUGAUUCAGUUGCUCCUUGUAAGUACUGGAGCGAUUCUUAUGACCCACAUUGCAAUGCUGAUAGUGACUGGGAGGAGGAGAGGAAUGCGAAUAAACGUUUAUCUGAAGAAGAGACUCCAUAAUUAUAUAUACUUUUACAUAUGUUUUAUGUUGCUGCUACCCUCUUUUGAUGGAAAUGAGACACAAGAAGCCAAGUUAGAAGUUUGAUUUUGGGGUAAAUUCCAGAACUAUUUAUGUCUGUAGUGAAGAAUGUAUCAUGAUAUAUAUAAAUUACAUUUUGAGUGACUUGGAUGAUCUAUGAGCAUAUGAAAGCAGCAUGUAUGUAUA